Apus apus (common swift) is the source of this 819-nucleotide messenger RNA. RefSeq names its product cerberus 1, DAN family BMP antagonist (gene CER1). Lineage: Eukaryota; Metazoa; Chordata; Aves; Apodiformes; Apodidae. Gene Ontology annotation, molecular function: morphogen activity. The transcript has 2 exons. Bases 1 to 819 code for a protein of 272 amino acids. The record is from RefSeq and is a predicted model, not a curated record. Gene Ontology annotation, biological process: determination of heart left/right asymmetry; signal transduction involved in regulation of gene expression.
AUGUCUCUGCAUCUGCUUCAGCUGUUAGUGCUCUCAUGUUUUGGAGCCACAGAGUCACAGGGAGAUUCAUCACAAAGGAAAAGCAGAAGGCCAUUUCAGCACCACUUCUAUCUGGACAAAAAUCUGCUUCGAAGUCUGAGUUUUCAUGAGCUGGUAGGGGAAAACCCAACAGCUGUUGAUGAAACUCUGGAAGAACCAAGCUUUUUUGUAGCAAUUCCACAGACAGCAUCUGAAAGUGAGAAGCGAAAGGAGAAAAAAACAUCCAGAUUCAUUCUUCCCAAUGCAGAACUCUAUGCAGAGAAAGACCUGAGAACAUGGGCAGUACCCCAAAAGAUCUCUCCUGUGGAAAACUUCUCUCCAUUUCACUAUUCCAGCAAGAGAGAGGCUGAUCUUCCCUACAGAAAAGAUGCCAAGAAAUUCUGGGACCACUUCAUAUUAAAGAAAAAUUCAGCAUCUGAGGAGGUUGUUCUGCCAAUCAAGACCAAUGAAAUGCACCAAAACUGCAGAACCCUGCCUUUUUCCCAGGGUGUUACUCAUGAGAGCUGUGAGAAGGUGAUGGUACAGAAUAAUCUGUGUUUUGGAAAAUGUGGUUCCUCUCAUGUUCCUGCUUCAGAAGACCGUGUUUAUAACUUUUGUUCGCGUUGCUUGCCCAGCAAGUUCUCCAUGAAGCGCCUGGAUCUCAAUUGCACCAGUUCUUUCCCAGUGGUCAAGGAAAUAAUGAUUGUAGAAGAAUGUAAAUGUGAGACUCAGAAGAUUAAAGACCCUGAGAUUGGAUGUCUGUUGUCAGAUUUAUAUGCAAAUGUAGAGGAGCACAAUUAA